UUUUUCGGAAGCAGUAAGAGCAUGCACGGCCUCGGCUGGCUGGUCUCAGUCACAUCUUCAGCGUUGAGCACGAUGUCCAACCAUGAAGAGGCAGACUGUAUUGGGAUUCAUUCAUUUGUUGCAACAGGACGAGAAGGAAACCAACUGGUACCAUAGCUGAUAUCAACGGCUUCACUAAUGGCCGGUACAGUACAGUAGCUAGCUGUAGGUGGCGAUGAGAUACCGGCUACUUUGCUAGCGGUACCGGUACCGAUACCGUACCAUAUCGAAGCGAAAUCAACACGUGGCAAACCUUCAAAUCCAAGUGUAUCCCAACAAUUCCCUUCCAAUCAUCAUUUGUAGGUUGCCGUGAUCAUGGUCGACAAAGAUGAGGCCUCCGUUUCGAUCGAUUCCGACUUGUAUCUGGAUAUCAACAAUCAUCUAGACUUUGUCAUCAAAGUCGGCUUGAACGAGAGUGUCCACCCGCCUAGCUCCACUCUGUCGACCCCCGCCUUUCGACGCUUCCGUCUACGCCAACUACUUGACUCAAGUGGAAACAUCGCCCUCGUGCAGUUGGCAAAGCUCGUGGAACCUGUUGACUACGAGACGGCGGUAUUCUUCUACAGAGACAAUCAUGGCGACAAAAUAGUAGUAAAGUCUACAACUGAGUUGUUGGAUGCCAUUUCUCAGUUCCAAGACAGGAACAUUUUGGUCCUACAUUCAUUUGUGAAGCUUAGAAGACAUCAAAACUGCCUUACCAAAUCUGAGCUCUUCUUGAGCGGCUUGAAGAGCAAGCCCAAGCUUCUUGCCAUUUCCAGGGCAACAUGGGAGGGCAACAAGUCAGAUUUUUCAUUUCAGCACCUUGUCAAUGGGAGACCGGAGUGGUCCAAGUAUGUGGCCAUGCGUGGCAUCUAUCUCGACCUCUCCAAAGAAGUGGAGGAUGGACGUUUUCGACUUCUCUUGCCCCGCAAGAUCUACCAAGACUUUCGUACCAAGCUGAAAGAGACGUCACGAAAAGCGGACCUGGACAGCGACCUGACCAGCCAGAAGCUUCAGCUGGUAUACGGGUAUACAUCAAAGGAUUCCCCGCCUGUCUUGGUGUCACUUGCAGAUGAAUAUCUUCAGGGUAGUGCUGUGACAGCACACCGAGACCUUUUUGAAUUCGCACGAUCCAAGGAAAACUGUGACUUGUACCCCAUGGAUGCAUUGCUCACCAUGGCGGCACAAAGGCACGCUGAUGGGGCAGAGUCUUGUCAGUUGACAUUAUUAGAGGUUUGUAUACAACCUGCAGCGGCUGAAGUGGGGUUUACAAGCGGUGACCGCACCAGAGCGGAUGCAGAUUCACAGUUGCAUUUUCCCUUGGUUUGGGUUAUAUUGACGUCGGCCCUGUUGGUCUUGGUUAUGCAAGCUGCAAUGGACUACGUUAAAAAUUAGCAGAUGGGACAGCAGUGUGGUUAGGUCGCCAAUCGCUGACAAAGGUUGGUUCUCUGAUCAUCUCUUCGACCCUGGACCCAUCCAUGGACCAUCUCCAGGACCUAAAUAUAGACAAUCGCAGGGACCCUGUCUGAUCAUAAUAUCCUGAGCCUGUACAUUGAUCUUCUUCACGACCUCAACAUGGACUGACACAUGGAAUGAUUGAUUGAAUGAAUCGAAUCAUUCAAUCGCAUGGCUCUUCGCCGGGCUCGUUCAACCUUGGCCAACACCAGACAAACUCCUUUCAGGCGUGUUGUGUGCAUUCGAACGCAACGCUGGCUUAAAUCUCCACGCGAAACAACUGUGCGGUGAAACGCUCGCGUCUCGCGUCUUGCAUCAUCGCCUC
This is a messenger RNA of Seminavis robusta, 1798 nucleotides long. The record is from the annotation of a GenBank genome assembly. Lineage: Eukaryota; Bacillariophyta; Bacillariophyceae; Naviculales; Naviculaceae.